Messenger RNA from Folsomia candida, 2101 nucleotides. RefSeq names its product beta-hexosaminidase subunit alpha. Gene Ontology annotation, biological process: carbohydrate metabolic process; glycosaminoglycan metabolic process; ganglioside catabolic process. Gene Ontology annotation, cellular component: membrane. The record is from RefSeq and is a predicted model, not a curated record. NCBI's taxonomy places the organism in Eukaryota, Metazoa, Arthropoda, Collembola, Entomobryomorpha, Isotomidae. The coding region runs from base 132 to 1841 and encodes 569 amino acids. The transcript is spliced from 8 exons. Gene Ontology annotation, molecular function: beta-N-acetylhexosaminidase activity.
UCCUUCCAACAGUUCCUGGUGACUUACAAUUAGUUUGCAUUUUAGAAUAACGGUUGGUUCAACUAAAAUACUGUUGACUUUUUGUAGGCGUAGGUCAUUUCAAGUUUGCUCUGGUGCAUGCGAUAUCUACGAUGAGCAUGAGGCUUUUUCAAAUCUGGUUAUUCCCGUUCCUGGCAACAUCUCCUGUAAUGCUGUUGUUACUUUGUAAAGGCCAACUCUUGGAUGGGGCUGAAAUAAUAGAAGCGUCGGUGGGACAACCAUGGCCGAAACCACAAUUAGUUGAAACUUAUGGGGAAGGUUUUCUGGUUAUUCGUCCCUCACUGUUCCGUUUUGAAGUGACGAGGCAUUCAUGUGACAUACUCGACCAUGCCUCAAAACGAUAUUACGCUCUCAUAUUGCGCUCCAGUUAUCACUACAAGGUUUACUCCAGAUUGCGAAACUCGAAGGAUGCAUCACCGUCCAUUGCACAAAAUAAAACAUGGAAAGCGAACAAAGACUUUGAUGGAUAUUUAAAUAUUCUCAAAAUCGAAUUGUCGAGUCCUUGCGAAUCAGUGCCCCAUGAUAACAUGGAAGAAGCUUAUGAAUUGAGAAUAGAUACGCCCGAUCUGCCUGGCGAAGGUUAUCUGGCGUCUUCAACGAUUUGGGGAAUUUUAAGGGGACUGGAGACUUUCUCUCAAUUAAUUCACCCAACUGAUGAUUUUAUAGCGCUACAAAUUAAGAAUGCUCUUAUCCUCGACUACCCAAGAUUUUCUUUCCGAUCAGUAUUGCUGGACACUUCCCGACAUUACUUAUCAAUGAAAGUUUUAUAUCAAAACUUAGACUUGAUGGUCAUGAACAAAUAUAAUGUAUUUCAUUGGCACAUCGUGGAUGACCAAUCAUUUCCGUAUGAAAGCAAACGGUUUCCAGAGAUUAGUGAAAAAGGAGCUUACCAUGAAUAUACACAUGUCUAUACGCAAAAAGAUAUUCAGGAUGUUAUUGAAUACGCCAGAGUUCGAGGUAUUCGUGUCAUACCUGAAUUUGAUACGCCAGGACAUACUAAAUCAUGGGGACCAGGAGUUCCUGGAUUAUUAACUGAGUGCUACAAUAAUGAAAUCGAAUAUUCUGAUGAAACAUUGACAUUUGGACCAAUUGAUGUCAGUAAUUUAGCAAAUUAUAAAUUUUUAAGAACAUUUUUCGAAGAAGUGGCCAAUACAUUUCCUGAAAAAUAUUUGCACUUGGGUGGAGAUGAAGUCGAUCACACAUGCUGGAAAAGCAACCCUAACAUCUCCGAUUUCAUGGAGCAAAUGAACUUUACAAGUUACACCCAGUUGGAAGGAUAUCAUAUGCAAACAUUGAUUGAUAUCGUCCAAACAUUUCCUACAAAUAACUCUUACGUGGUUUGGCAAGAAGUUUUUGACAUUGGAGUCAAUCUUCAAAAUGACACUAUUGUGCAUAUAUGGAAGGGGGAGAAUCUUGCUAAAGAAAUUUACAAAGUCACGGCCGCUGGCUAUAGAGCUUUGGUGUAUUCGUGCUGGUAUCUCAACUAUAUUUCUUAUGGAAUCGACUGGCCCAAGUAUUAUUCCUGUGACCCACACAAUUUCAACGGUUCAGAUGCACAAAAGAAACUAGUACUCGGGGGUGGAGCCGCCAUGUGGAGCGAAUAUGUUGACUCUACUAAUUUGAUUCCUCGUCUCUGGCCGAGAGCGAGUGUUCCUGCAGAACGAUUGUGGUCAAGUGCAAAUGUCACUGAUCACCAAGAUGCAGAAAAACGACUAGAGGAACAUCGUUGUCGUUUGCUUCAAAGAGGAUAUAAUGUAGAGCCCGUCAACGGGCCCGGAUACUGUUUAGUAUCGUGGGACUAGGCAAUAUACCCAUGUUGUAGGUAUUAAUUAAUAGCAAGACAUAAGGUUGGCUGUCGAAAUUCAGUAAAAGUAGACUUGUUCGAUAAUUUUAAUAAUUUUAAUGCGACGUUGUGACCUACUAUUAGACAUUAGACUUAAAGCUUUCAGAGUCAUAAUUUAUGUACAUAUGAUAAUUUACAUUUGCGAUCCAAACAGAACAGAUCGAUGAGGUGAACAGUGGCAUCCUUUUUUUGGUGGGUGGUUGUCGUCUCUAACAAAUU